Molecule: messenger RNA, 921 nt
Organism: Anopheles bellator
Lineage: Eukaryota; Metazoa; Arthropoda; Insecta; Diptera; Culicidae
Exons: 2
Coding region: 95-421 (108 amino acids)
Molecular function (GO): ubiquitin protein ligase activity
Source: RefSeq, a predicted model, not a curated record
AGGUGUUUUGUUUUGAGCAAAGUUUUUUAUUCACGCGUUUGUUUUUUGAAAGCGGAAACAUUGCUGGUUCCCCUUUCGACGAUUUCCACGCGAAAUGGUUCUGGGACAUGUACUCGCUGCCACGGGUGCUUUCGGCAUCAUCGCACUCGUCACCAUCGGAAUACUCGCGUUCGUGCAUCAGCAGCGCCUUGAGGAGCCGCACCAAUACGGUGGCCGUAGCCAAUCGUCCCGUCGCAAUCGGCGCUACGAGUGGAACGGGUACGAUCCCAACGACGACAGCAUACCUUGCUCAAUCUGUCAGGACCCGAUGAGAGAAGCGGAAAAGUUCACACUUGCGUGCAAACAUUCCUUCCACAACUCGUGCAUCUUAAAAUGGUUGCAGAACAAGAACGAAUGCCCGAACUGUCGGAAGCCUAUUUAAUACCUUUAAUACGCAGCCUCCCGUAGUUCAACCGUUCUUAGCCCUGUGGUCAUAUCGUUUUCCGACUGAGUGCUUUACUAACGUAAGAAAUUUGAUACUCUAAAAUUAAGUCUUAAGGAAGUAGUUGGAGAAGGCACUAUUGAAACUCCAGUACCAUGACCGCCCUCCGAGGCGCUGGGUAUCGAAUCGAACGUGAUAUAAAAAGCAAACGAUAUGUCGUAGAAAGCUCCGAAAUUAUAUGCUUGCGUUCUGGCAAAUUUGAACCAUUCGCGAGUAGUAUGCAGAUAACGACGAAAGUGUUACGUUAGGAAGCACGACUUCUUAUAGAUAUUGACUUCCGUUUGUCUCGCAAUAAAGAACCUUUUAAGCGUGUUGCUUAGCGUUACCUAGAACCCUAGUGUGAGCGGAUUGGGGAAAGUGCUGUUGCAAUUUCAUUCCUGCUCCAGACGCUUUGACAACGCUUGUAGUUAGGCAUCAUAGGUAACUAAUAAAGGAUUCUU